CCAACUAUAUGGACAACUGGAAGUGUACAGGCAUCCUGAAGGGAGACGGAAGUCCGGUUAACGGGUCGUCAGGACAACCCGGUGCCAUGAAUAACAUGGUGGGGUCGACUGUCCAGACCUCCCAGAAUGCACUGAACGGCUCUGCCGCAGGAAGGUAGGAGGCCGCGCUCGCUGUCGGCCCGGGCCAGAGCUGGCGACUGACUGCUUUGCUCUCUCUGGGCCUGACUGACCCUGCAACGCUGACCCACCCCUCCCCCCUUCCCUCCCUGGGUCAACUGAUCACAUCUGGCCCCUGUGUGUUGCACUCAUGCAAAGAGCUUGGCUUGUGGCCCAGACCCGGCAGGCCAGACCCGGCAGGCCAGACCCGGCAGGCCAGACCCCAGCAGGCCAGACCCCAGCACGUAGGCCUGUUGCUCCCUGUGGUAGACCUGUGUGCUUCGUCAUAAAAGGAGUGUUUGGGAGGAGGGUUUUUUUUUGCUACCGUUUUUUAAUGUUAGUUCAACAGCAGACUGAUGGUUUGGUUUGUACGAUAAUUGUUAGUGAUUUUAUUUGUUGACACAAUUUUAUGUUGAUGGAACAUUGAAUGUUAUUUUGAAGAAUAUAGUUUUUUUUUUUUACAUUUUAGAUGAGUUUAAAAUUACAGAUGAAUCUGUCGUCCUCACAUAAUGCCACAGAAUAUGUCAUAUUUUCAAUACAUUUACACACCAGGGCCAAACCUACAGGCUUACUAAAUUGAAUAAUUUACUCUUUUGAUUUCAUUUUAUAAUAGCAUGUAUAGAAUGUGUGGAGGACAUAUUGAUAAAUAAUAAAUUUCAUCUUUUCAAUAGGUUUUUAUUUAUUUUUUAUUUUAGCAAAAAAGUUGCCAAAAUCUUUGCAUGGUGGAGGAAUGUCUGGAAUAUAAUCUGGUAAUAAUCCCUAUUAACCUGCUGGUAAUCUGCAAUUAAUCUGAAUGAAAUAAUGACUGAAGGCUGGUAUACAUGCUACAGCUUUAUUAACACACACGGUUAAUAUUACUGAGUUUAUAUUCAAUAUUCCACCUGGUACUGUACACCAAUAUUCAGUUACAUUAUACUCUCCUGGUACUGUACACCAAUAUUCAGUUACAUUAUACUCUCCUAGUACUGUACAUCAAUAUUCAGUUACAUUAUACUCUCUCUCCUAGUACUGUACUUCAAUAUUCAGUUAUAUUAUACUCUCUCCUAGUACUGUACUUCAAUAUUCAGUUACAUUAUACUCUCUCUCCUAGUACUGUACUUCAAUAUUCAGUUACAUUAUACUCUCCUGGUACUGUACACCAAUAUUCAGUUACAUUAUACUCUCUCUCCUAGUACUGUACUUCAAUAUUCAGUUACAUUAUACUCUCCUGGUACUGUACACCAAUAUUCAGUUAUAUUAUACUCUCUCUCCUAGUACUGUACAUCAAUAUUCAGUUAUAUUAUACUCUCCUGGUACUGUACACCAAAUAUUCAGUUACAUUAUACUCUCUCUCCUAGUACUGUACACCAAAUAUUCAGUUACAUUAUACUCUCCUGGUACUGUACACCAAUAUUCAGUUACAUUAUACUCUCUCACCUAGUACUGUACAUCAAUAUUCAGUUACAUUAUACUCUCUCUCCUAGUACUGUACAUCAAUAUUCAGUUACAUUAUACUCUCUCACCUAGUACUGUACAUCAAUAUUCAGUUACAUUAUACUCUCUCUCCUAGUACUGUACUUCAAUAUUCAGUUACAUUAUACUCUCCUGGUACUGUACACCAAAUAUUCAGUUACAUUAUACUCUCUCUCCUAGUACUGUACACCAAAUAUUCAGUUACAUUAUACUCUCCUGGUACUGUACACCAAAUAUUCAGUUACAUUAUACUCUCCUGGUACUGUACACCAAAUAUUCAGUUACAUUAUACUCUCCUGGUACUGUACACCAAUAUUCAGUUACAUUAUACUCUCCUGGUUCUGUACACCAAUAUUCAGUUACAUUAUACUCUCCUGGUACUGUACACCAAUAUUCAGUUACAUUAUACUCUCCUGGUACUGUACACCAAAUAUUCAGUUAUAUUAUACUCUCUCUCCUAGUACUGUACACCAAAUAUUCAGUUAUAUUAUACUCUCUCUCCUAGUACUGUACACCAAUAUUCAGUUAUAUUAUACUCUCUCUCCUAGUACUGUACUUCAAUAUUCAGUUACAUUAUACUCUCUCUCCUAGUACUGUACACCAAAUAUUCAGUUACAUUAUACUCUCCUAGUACUGUACUUCAAUAUUCAGUUACAUUAUACUCUCUCUCCUAGUACUGUACAUCAAUAUUCAGUUACAUUAUACUCUCCUGGUACUGUACAUCAAUAUUCAGUUAUAUUAUACUCUCUCUCCUAGUACUGUACUUCAAUAUUCAGUUACAUUAUACUCUCCUAGUACUGUACACCAAUAUUCAGUUACAUUAUACUCUCCCACCUAGUACUGUACUUCAAUAUUCAGUUACAUUAUACUCUCUCUCCUAGUACUGUACUUCAAUAUUCAGUUACAUUAUACUCUCCUGGUACUGUACACCAAUAUUCAGUUACAUUAUACUCUCUCUCCUAGUACUGUACACCAAUAUUCAGUUACAUUAUACUCUCCUGGUACUGUACACCAAUAUUCAGUUACAUUAUACUCUCUCUCCUAGUACUGUACAUCAAUAUUCAGUUACAUUAUACUCUCCUAGUACUGUACACCAAUAUUCAGUUACAUUAUACUCUCUCUCCUAGUACUGUACAUCAAUAUUCAGUUACAUUAUACUCUCUCUCCUAGUACUGUACACCAAUAUUCAGUUACAUUAUACUCUCUCUCCUAGUACUGUACACCAAUAUUCAGUUACAUUAUACUCUCUCUCCUAGUACUGUAUAUUGGUUCAUAAGAAAAGCCAAAUGAUCCCUCCCUUGAGGUGACUAUUCUGCGUUAAUUAAAAUCCCCUCCGUUCUGAAAAGCCUCUGCUAACCUGUUGCAUUGUAUGGCGUUAUGUUUCUCUGGUUUUUAAUGGCAAACGUUUUUUCUGUACUCUUGUCAAUCUUGAUAAAAUGCAUCGGAAUUGUGAUUUUGUUCAUGACUGUGUGUAUGUACAAUUUCAUUCAGAAAAUCUAAUUUUUUAAAUUAAAUAGUUUGCUUGCAUAUUA
Messenger RNA from Salmo salar (Atlantic salmon), 3140 nucleotides. NCBI's taxonomy places the organism in Eukaryota, Metazoa, Chordata, Actinopteri, Salmoniformes, Salmonidae. The record is from RefSeq and is a predicted model, not a curated record.